GAUAGACAUCACUGUCAAAGCGAGUGGAGUACUGUGUAUUGAUUUAUGAUGUUUGCGUUUCACGGUUAGGAAUGUUGGUGAUUCCCUGAUUGAGUCAUUAAAAAGUGAGGAAGUUGCGCAAUUUGGUUGUUGGCUAUGGUGUGCAGUCUCACUCUAAAAGUUGUAUUUUAUUAACUCCAGAAAUUUGGUUCUGCACUGUCAGCUAAGUCAACAUGGGGAAAGGAAAAAAAAAGAAAACUGGGACCGGUAAAGAGGAGGCCAGUGCUACAUCACAGAGACCUCCAGCAAAAGAAGAAGAGGCAGAAGGCGAUGAGGAGGCAUCAGGUGGACAAGCGCUAUCUAGAAAAGACAAGCGAGCUGCCAAGAAAGCGGCAGCGAAACAGGCGCGGGUGGGGGCCGAUGUCAGCAGCGGAACUACAGCGGCCGCAGCCAGUACUCUGACGCCGCCGGAGAGCUCGCCGGCGCAAACACCGGUCACAUCGCAACCGGAGAGUGCUCCAGCACCGCAGCAGCCGCCACCGGAGGUACCUCCGACACCGCAGCAGAGACCAGUGCCGCCUCCACAGGUGCCAAGUCCAGAGAGGGAAUUCGCACCUCCCGCGCCCGGCGGCCGCGGUUACGGCAGAGGUCGGGGUCGCGCCGAGAGAGGCGGCGGAGACGGUGACGUGCGUCCCUUUUCUCCGCCACAAGAGGCUGCAGUUGGUGGCUCAUCUGGUCAGUGGCAGCAACAGGGUCCUCAGCCAGGUAGAGGCAGAGGACCAGGGGAGAGAGGCAGAGGGAGAGGGAGAGGAGAUGGCGGGGGCAGAGGAAGAGGUGGUCCACCGUCAGGAGAUGCUUUUCCCAGUCUGGGGGCUCCCAGUGGUGUCUGGCGGCAACAGCAACCUCCCACACAGCAGGUGUUACCGACGGGACCUCCACCACCUCAACAGCAACAGCAGCCACCUCAGCAGCCGGUGCCAAAGCAACAACCGGCUCCACCUCAGCAGCCAGCACAGGCCCAGAAAGCCGCUGCUGUCACCGAGAAGAUGAAGAGUUUGUCGUUAGACACCUUUAAUAUACCAGUUCGGCCUGACAUCAACAAAGGUGGUACAUUGGGCAGGAAGACAGAAGUAGACACAAAUCACUUGAGGCUUGACUUCAGGCGCCUCAAGACCAAGACUGCCAUCCAUUACGAUGUGGAGAUCUUGCCUGAGCGACCUAAACGUCUGUUUAGGACUGUUGUUGAAGAAUUUCGAAAGCAGUUUUUCCCCAAUAGAUACCCAGCAUUUGAUGGGAGAAAGAACUUAGUUGCUUCAAGCUAUCUUCCACAUCUUCCGCCAGGUGAAGAAUUUGUUAGGCAGGUAACAGUCACAGACGUAGAAAGAGACGCAAAAAAAGAGUUCACAGUCAAAGUGAAGUUAGUCAAUGAAAUUGAUUUGACUUGCCUGGAACGCUACAUGGAAGAGGGAUAUAACCUAGAUUUGCCACAAAAAGCUAUUCAGAUGCUGGAUAUUGUGAUACGGAAUGCACCGGCACAGCGGUUUAUACAGGUUGGCCGCUCAUUUUUCACACAGCCAGAAGAACCUAUUCCACUAGGAAAUGGAAUGCAUAUGUGGCUGGGAUUUUAUCAGAGUGUAAUUCUCGGUUGGAAACCAUUUCUGAAUGUUGACGUGGCACAUAAAGGAUUCCCGGCACCAAAAGAUGUUAAAUCGAUUAUGGAAGAAGUCUUAGGAUCUCAGUAUAGUCGAUUCGAUCCCGACAGGGAGUUGACUAAAGAACAAGAAACAGAUUUAUCGGCAUUCCUCAAAGGUCUCAAAGUGGAAUACAAGCUGCCAAACCAGAGUGCAUCAAAACGCACAUAUCGCGUCAAUUCUGCCAAGUCGAGUGCCCUCAGGCUCGAUUUCAAGUUGGAUGAUGGUAGACAGAUAACAGUGGCGGAGUACUUCAAAAGAGAGAAGAAUUAUACAUUGAGGUAUCCCAAAUUGCCAUGCCUUCACGUUGGGUCAUUAAAUCGACCCAAUCCAAUUUUCUUACCAGUGGAGCUGUGCACCAUACUACCAGGACAAGUUACAUUCCGAAAGAUGACUGAACAGCAAACAUCAACUAUGAUCAGAUAUGCUGCGACUUCGACUGAUAAUAGGAGGCAGAAGAUUAAUACUGCUAUCCAUCAAGCUAACUUCAACAAGGAUAAUGGUAUCCAAGAAUUUGGAAUUGUUAUCAGUGAUCAGUUCGAGAGUGUCAGUGCAAGAAUUUUGGAUGCCCCACGCAUAGCGUACAACAAUCAAAAAGAAGUCCUACCCAAGAGAGGCGUGUGGCGAGCUGAACAUUUCCUGAGGAGCACUCCGCUGAGGAAUUGGGUUAUCAUAAAUUUUGGCGUAAACAUCAGAGUCGAUGAAUUGUGGUCAUUUGCUAACCUGAUGACGUCUGUGGGAAGUUCAUUGGGAAUGUCUAUCGAUAGACCACAAAAUUUAUUGGUAAUGGAUAGAAGAGACCCUGCUUCCAAAUUGUAUGGCCUCCUUUCAGAUUGUAAAAAGUCUGGAACGGAACUCGCCGUCGUGGUUAUUGACGACAAACGUGGUGUCUACUCUCAGGUGAAACAGUUUGCUGAACUGAAAGUUGGUGUCCUUACACAGUGCCUCAAGAGGAGGACAGUUUCACGCCAAGAUCGCGCUACAGUCUCAAACAUCUUACUGAAGAUAAAUUCUAAACUAAAUGGUGUGAAUCACAAAUUGUCACCUCCUGUCAGACCUCCAUGUCUCAAAAGACCAGUAAUGAUCAUAGGGGCAGAUGUAACGCAUCCAUCGCCAGACCAGCGAAAUAUUCCGUCGGUGGCAGCAGUUUGUGCAAGCCACGAUCCAGAUGCCUUCCAGUACAAUCUUCAGUACCGUCUGCAGUCACCGAGACAAGAAAUUAUUCAAGAACUGAAGGAAAUAAUGCUUAGCCAACUAAAGUUUUUCUACAAAAAGACGGGAGGUCUCAAGCCAGAGCGCUUGAUAUUUUAUAGAGAUGGAGUGAGUGAAGGUCAAUUUGCAGUGGUUCUCAGAGAAGAGUUGAAUGCAAUAAAGGCUGCCUGCCGUACCUUGGCUGGAACUGGGACAUAUGAACCUGCCAUUACUUUCUUGGUUGUACAGAAGCGUCAUCAUACACGUUUUUUUCCAAAAAGACCAGAAGAUUCAGAUGGCAAAAAUAACAAUGUUCCAGCAGGAACUAUUGUAGAUACUAAAAUAACACAUCCCAGGCACAUUGAUUUUUACCUUGUCAGCCACGCAAGUAUACAGGGUGUAAGCCGACCGACAAAAUACCGUACGCUGUGGGAUGAUUCCAAUAUGAGUGUGGACGAGCUGGAGCAGUUGACAUAUUACCUAUGUCACCUGUUCUCAAGGUGCACUCGCAGCGUUUCGUAUCCUGCUCCAACGUACUAUGCCCACCUCGCGGCGUACCGAGCACGGACUUAUAUUGAAGGACAACCUAUAGACCUGGACAAAUUGUCAGAAGAACAAGCUCAGAGAGACAUUAAAGACAACAUUAUCAAAGACUUUCCAAUGUUUUUUGUAUAAUCUUGGAUUUAUAUAUACUGAAAUAUUGUUUUAAAACUGUCAUAAUUAUGACUCCAUCAUACAGCAGUGUGUUAGUAUUAUGCUGUUUUUGUAAUUUAUGAAGUUUUAAUUUACUGUUAACAAUUAUUGUGGAAUUCUAGGUAACAUGACUUCCGCAACUUUUUAAUGGCUGAGGAAGUAGUGUACUGUGGAAAUGGAAUGGAAUUAGCUUUCUAAUAAAACUUUUUGCUUGCAUAA
Messenger RNA from Schistocerca cancellata (South American locust), 3773 nucleotides. RefSeq names its product protein argonaute-2-like. Bases 213 to 3536 code for a protein of 1107 amino acids. The record is from RefSeq and is a predicted model, not a curated record. NCBI's taxonomy places the organism in Eukaryota, Metazoa, Arthropoda, Insecta, Orthoptera, Acrididae. Gene Ontology annotation, molecular function: protein binding; RNA binding. The transcript is spliced from 22 exons.